UGUAGGUGCUGGAGCUCAGUGUCAGCAGCAGAGAGAGAGCAGCUGGAUGGAGCCUGUGAGUGACAGCCCCGCUCUACACUGACCAGCCAGCAGCCAUGGAGUUUGGAAGAGUUUGGUCCAGACAUCAGAGGACGCUGCUGAUCACCAUGAUGAUGUUCAAAAUGGGCCUGCUGUGCACGGCUGCAGCAGACACGUGUUUGUCCUCUCCCUGCAACAAUGGAGCUACAUGUGUGGACCACCUGGAGGACUACGUGUGCCUGUGCCCCAAAGGACCGGUGUGGUACACGGGGGCGUACUGUGAUGACCUGUAUGACCCCUGCAGCCUGGCCCCCUGCACCAACUGUACCAGCCAACCUGGGACCAGCGCGUACACCUGCCACUGCCCCGACGGCCUCACGGGCCUCAACUGCACCGAGGAUGUCGACGAAUGUCAGAGCAACCCCUGUGAAGGAGCCCGCUCCAACUGUGUCAACGGAGAGAACAGCUAUUCCUGCCACUGCCCCCUGGGGUCGGGAGGGGAGGACUGCCAGGGUAAUGUGACCACUUGUUCAGAGGAAACAUGCCAGAAUGGAGGCACCUGUAUGGACAUCCCUGACUUUGGGCACAGGUGCCAGUGUGCGGCUGGGUACCAGGGGAUGGACUGUGAGGAGAACGUGGAUGAAUGCUCGUCUGAGCCCUGUCACAAUGGAGCCAUCUGUAAAGACGGGGUGGAUGCCUACCAGUGUUUCUGUGUGCCGGGAUUCCAAGGCUACCACUGUGACCUGGACAUCAAUGAGUGUGCCUCCCAACCCUGUCGGAACAAUGGCACCUGUCUGGACCAGGUGGAUCACUACAGGUGUGACUGCGCUCCAGGAUUCAAAGGGGUUAAUUGUGAGGUGGACAUCGAUGAGUGCGAGGUGCAUCCCUGCCAGAACGGAGCCACCUGCCGCGAUCACAUCGCCGUGUACACGUGUGAGUGCUUGGCCGGCUUCCAGGGUCAAGACUGCGAGGUCAACAUUGAUGAGUGUGCCAGUUCCCCCUGUCUGAAUGAGGGCCGGUGCCUGGAUGGGGUCAACAGCUAUGAGUGUGACUGUGAGGGGACCGGCUUUGUAGGCCUCCACUGUGAGGAGGAUAUUCCAGAAUGUGCUUCAGACCCCUGCCAGCAUGGAGCCACCUGUGUGGAGGGGGUCAACCAGUACAUGUGCCAAUGCUGGCCAGGUUACCAGGGGGAGAACUGCCAGGUGGAUACAGAUGAGUGUGAGCAUCAUCCCUGUGAGAAUGGUGGCAAGUGUUUCCAGCGCUCAGAUAUCCUGAACUAUGGCUCCCUGCCUGAAUUCAGCAAAGCCAAUUUCAGCUAUGAAGAGGCCGCCGGUUUCAUCUGCCGCUGUCUGCCGGGCUUCACUGGAGACAACUGCUCAGUCGAUGUGGACGAGUGUGAGUCUGCUCCAUGUCUCAAUGAGGGAACCUGUCAGGAUCUGGUCAACUCUUAUCAGUGUGUGUGUCCAGACGGCUUCACAGGAGUUCACUGUGAGGUGGACAUCAACGAGUGUGACAGCAAUCCAUGCCAGAAUGGUGCCACGUGUGAAGACUUUGCCAACUCCUACAGGUGUGUGUGCCCCGUCCCAGAGCCAGGCCAUGACCCCUGGGGUGGGAGGGACUGUGACGUCCGUCUGGAGGGCUGCAAACAGCACCAGUGCCAACAUAAAGCGGGUUGCAUCCCUGUGCUGACUGAUGACGAAGAACACAACUACACCUGCCUGUGUCCGCCUGGCUGGACUGGAGAACGCUGCAACACCUCCACCACUUUCUCCUUCAACUCAGAGGGCUACAUCCACAUGCAGCUGCCUGUUUCCAAAACCAGAACAAAGAGAGAGGCGAAAGACAGAAACCAAGGGCUCCACAUGCAUGUUCGAUUCAGGAGCACUCUGCCCGACAUGGUGCUGUACCACCGGGGCUCCACUGAGCGCUUCAUUUCUUUGGAGCUUGUUGGAGGCUCCCUUCAGGCCAGGGUGAAGUCAGGGAAGGUACUGCAAGUCAUUUACCCCGGCCCAGUCAAUGACGGGGAGUGGCACCAGGCCACUGUCACCAUGGAUGAGAGGCUGGUCAUGGUUGUAAAAGGACCCGGCUGUGAGGAAGGGUGCCUGGUAAAAAAUGAGGUCUACAACCAUCUGAUGUUUGUCCAGCCCAGCUCCUUUCCACAGCUGUAUGUUGGAGGGGUGCCACAGGAAUAUUUAGCCUACACGUCCAGUGGAGGGGCGUUCAUUGGCUGCAUGGAAGACUUUCAAGUUGAUCACAAGCUGCUUCUUCCUCAGGAUCUCAUUAGAGAGGAGAACCAGGGGUUGGAAAUAGGAUGCAGCAAAAAAGAUUGGUGUGAAGAUGACCCAUGCAUGCAGCGAGGGCAGUGUGUGGACAUGUGGGUCCGUCCCAGCUGUCAGUGUCAUCGCCCCUACUAUGGAGGAAGCUGUGACAAAGAAUAUCCCUCCUGGACCUUCAGUCAUGAGAACACCACCAGCUACGUCAGCUACAACAUCUCGGAAACCCAUGGAGAAAACUUCACCAUCUCCUUUUUGUUGCGCUCGCUCAAACACAAUGGUCUGCUCCUGCAGCUUCGUCGAGAAGGAAAGCCCUACCUGACCCUUUAUCUGAAGGAGGGCACUGUUGCUAUUUACAGCCCUCACACCACCCUGCUCUCAGAGGCCAAGCUCGUCACUGACGGCAACAAUUAUUUAGUAGCUGUACAAGUACAGUAUGGCCAUGUGGUCUUCCCCAAAGCAGGGAAUCAUCGUGCCCUAGGGAACGUGAGUGUAGAGGCAGGGGAUGUGGCAUAUGUGGGGGGGCUCCCUUCAGGCAUGAGCAUGAAUGCCUGGGGUGGAAAUAUGAAGGGCUGCCUGCAGGACAUCCGGCUGGACCACAAGCAUCUGACCACUGAGGGUCUUCCAGAGGGGGUGGAGGUCUACCAGGCCAGCACAAUGGAGAACGUGCUGCCAGGAUGCCAAAGUGAUGACACAUGCAAGGAUCAGCCCUGUUUAAACGGUGGACAGUGUCAAAUAACCUGGAAUGACUUCCAGUGCAACUGUUCCAUGAAGUACUCUGGCCUCCUGUGUGAGACCCGCCUGUGGUGCGUGGACCACCCCUGCUCUGAAAGGGUGCGCUGUGUGGACCUGCAGGAUGGGUAUGAGUGUUUGACUGAAGCCAUUUUUCAGGACAAUGCUCUUCAGUAUGUUGCCAACAGCUCCCUGCUGAGCCCAGUGACCGACAUCACUAUGGACAUACGGACACGUGACGAGAACGGGAUCCUGUUGCGGGCCGCCAGCAGAGCGGAGGUCUUCUGCCUGGGGCUGCUCAACUCCUCCCUGCUGGUCAAACUGGACAGUGGGGCGAGCGCUGAGCUGCUGGCCUUCACAAGUGACAGAGUGAUUGCAGACGGAGCAUGGCAUCACAUCCAGCUCACCAUGGUGGAGCCCACACACUCAGUGUCCCGCUGGCGCCUCACCGUCGACGGGCAGAGAUUGGGGGGUAGCUUCGGCGUUGGUGGCAACCUCAACUUCCUCAAUGACACCAAUGUGUGGCUGGCUGAAAAAUACACUGGAUGCUUAGGGGAAGUGAGGGUGGGGGGAGUCUACCUGCCACUCAUUAACGUACCAGACGCCCCGCAGAUGAGCCGGUUCUCCAGACUGGGUGGGCACGAGCCAAUCAUAGGAUGCCAGGGUUCACCGAUUUGUGAUUCCCAGCCCUGUCUCAACCAGGGUGUGUGUCAGGACCAGUUUAAUGAGUUUAACUGCAGCUGCAGUGCAGGAUGGGAGGGGGAGCUGUGUGAGUUGGAGGUAAAUGAGUGUUCUUCAAGUCCCUGUGGCUACGGUACAUGUAAGGACCUUCUGGCAGACUACCAGUGUGACUGCCACCCCGGAUACACAGGGAGAGACUGUAAGGAAGAGCUGGAUAACUGUCUGGAGUUCAGUUGUGUGAACGGAGGAACCUGCAUGGACAAGGGGGAGGCUCACACAUGUUCAUGUCCUCGGGGCUACGUCGGAAAACGCUGCCAGUGGCGUUUCCCUCCAGUGGCGUGUGAUGCAGACACUAAGUGUCUUAAUGGGGGGGUUUGUAUAGGAGGGGACUCAGGAGGCAACUGCACCUGCAAGCCAGGAUACACUGGAGCCAGGUGUGAGACAGAAAUAGACGAGUGUGAGUUCAGGCCUUGUCUCAAUGGGGCCACCUGCCUGGACAGACUCAACCACUUCCAGUGUGUGUGUGUGCUGGGCUUCAGUGGCAGAGUGUGUGAGAACAACAGAGAGGAGCACACGGAGCGCGUCCCCUGGCUGGUGGUCACCAUCCCCCUCACCACGCUGUGUGUGCUGGUGGCCAUCCUGGUGGUGUUCUGCAUGGUCAUGACAGCGCGGAAGAAGCGUCAGUCAGAGGGCACGUACAGCCCGAGCUCCCAGGAGGUGGCUGGGGCCAGGCUGGAGAUGGGCAGUGUCCUCAAAGUGCCCCCCGAGGAGAGGCUGAUCUGAGGCCAGAGGAUGUGUACAGGGCUCCUGCCCUACGAGGAAGACAUGGAGGAUAAAUCAAUGACUGAUCCUCCACCUGGGAACACAGCUUAAGUCAAGGUCUCACAGAUGGACAGGUGAAGACCAGAGAGAGGCUCCCCUGUCGGGGGGGGUGCUCUCACUCUAGACCUUGAAGAGUUGAGUCUUGAGGAAAUCUCCCCUGGGACUAAAAUCAGGUCAGGACCAUGUGAACAAAAGUCAUUUUGGAUUUUAAGAAAUGUUGCACUGGCUGGACAACUCUGAAACUGAACUCCACAUGAUGAAGGGGCAAGUAUUCAGGAAAACCAAACCUUGCUUUUCCAAUUCCACGGUUGAUUCUGUUUUCACCAGAAAGAAGUGUACCAGGAAAAGAAAACAUUGGAAAAUGUUGUUGAAUCAGUGUUUGAUUUGCAUGAGUAAAAAUGGCUUAUUAUUAUCAGGGCCGCACUUUCUUUACCAUCACAAUCCUUAUUAAACACACAUAUGCAAGACAUAUGUGUGUUUAUUGUGAAACAGACGCUCAUUUACAUCCUGUUCUGCUAGAGGUCACUUGCUAAUGCUAAUCCCACAUGACUUCAACUCUUUCAUCAAAAUGGGUUUGGCCCCUGAUAUCCUCCUUUAACUUUACAUCUGUGUUUUUGGUCUGCCUCAAAAAUGUGAAGAAGCAGAAGAAGGAAUGUAUUUGUGAAUCAAACCUGAUGUUCUGUUUUGCUGAAUCAGAAAUGUUGAAUUUUUACAAAAUGUUCAUGUACUCAGUUACAAGGUCAUUUCUCCUUAUUUAAGCUUCUGCAGUCUGUGAAUGAAGACAUGCAAACAGUUCAUACGAUGGAGCCUGACUCCGAACCCCCAACAGAACAUGUGAAUGAAUGACUCAGAAACGGUAUAUUUGCUGUAAUAUAUUGUCAAUGUGCACUGUACAGGCUGCCUAUUAUUGGUCACUGUGUAAUAAUGCUGUCAGUUUGUGUUGUGUAUCAUUUGCUGCAAAAGUUAAAGUCACUGUAUUUUUUGUAAUCAUUUCUCUGGGAACAGAAUAGGAUUGUGUUUUAUGCUGUAUGUAAGUUGUCAGUGUUUUUGGAUAUAAAUAACUUUUUUCAGAUGUCUAGAAAAAAGGAGAAUUCAGCAAAGUCUAGUUAAAUUGUAUCUAAUUUAAAGAAAUGUCCUUAAAGUCAGAUGGCACUACCCUCACAUUUGAAGUCCAGGAAGUCUCCCUGUUCACUCCCCUUUCACUCUGUCCUCCCCGGGGCUCCUAACUGAACAACCAGGACUCUGCUGCAGGAAACUGAAGGUUCUGAUGUUACCCAUGUAUUGUAUUUCAUGAAAUAGAACCGGUUGUGAAAGGAAAGUAUCAUGCAAGUCAGAGCUAAAUAUGAAUUAGAGAAACUCUUGUCAUUACUAUUCAGAGUAGUAUUGAAUGCCAUUUUAAAAGAGCAAUAUGUAUGAAUUUCAUCAUGAUCUGUAAUGUUUUAGGUAUGGGUUGACAUAAUGUCAAUCAUUUUCUAGAUAUUACAGUUAUCUCUGAUUUAUAUAAUCCAAUUUAGUACAACUAACCCUAUAUUGCUUAAAUGUGGUUAAUCAGAUCCACUAUAUGGCUUAAAGUAUGGAGACAUCCCUGUCCAAUGUAAAACCCAUUCCUGUUCAAACAUGACAAUGCCCUCAGUCAUCCCAGUUAUGUACCUGACUGAGGUAUCGCAGCACAUCAUUACCAUGGUUUAAAUAAAACCAGCAUCAGACCAGAUCGACUAAGAGUCUUACUGUAAUGGGCCUGUGGGAAGCUGACAAGCCUGACAUGCAAACAUUUAUUUUGGAAGAAAAGAGAGAUGAACGGGGACUGUGUUCCCUCAGAUUCAUUCAGAUCUACUUGUAGUAUUCGACAUAAUGACCCUGACCUGUGGUCGUAAAAUGUGAACCUCACAAUUAUCAUUUAUAAUUUUGACCCAGCCCAAAUGUGUACCUGGGUCGGGUCUAAGUUCCUCAAAGCUGAGUGGACCCCAUUCAUGAUAUCUAUUGUCUGUUUAAUAUCUUGUUGUUUUGUUGUAAAUCCAGGAAUUAGAUAUGGUUCACAAGUGGAAAUACAAAAUAUUUAUUUACAGUACAUUUAAACUGAUCCAUACUGCUGCUUCUCUCUCUGAGGUUGUUACAACUGGCUACAUGCAGGGUUUAAUACAUGAAACGACAGUAUGUGCCUUCCUGUUUCCUGCAUCCAUCAAACACAGAUAACGCCUUUGUGAGGACUGUAUUUCAAAGAGAGGUUAAUGAAAGGAAGAACCUCAGGACACAUAUUCAAACAUUGUUUAAUUCAUUAUGGUAUUGUACAGACCUACUGUGAUAUGGUGUUGUAAUAACAGCAGGACAUCCACAGGACAGCUUUGCACAGAAUGGUAGUGAUUUCACACUGGAGUUGUUUUAAGUAAAGCCGUACCAUGUACAGCACAUCUACAUUCCAUGUUUUUUUUCUUCCAAAACAGGAUAUAUUUACAUUAGGGAAUAACCAGGAUUUAGAUUAUGACUGAUAGUCCAAACCAAGCCUUUUAUUUAUCUGCACUGAAAACACAGAUUUAACAACAUAACUGUAUUAGGUUAGUUCCAAGCAAUAAUAUUAAGUUGAACCUAAUUUUUUGAAACGCAUUAUUAUUGCUUUCAACUAACCUAAUACAGUAUUGGAAAAUCUAUAAUACAUUUAGUUAAAGUCAACGUUUCAGUUAUUCGGUGCACUUCAUAGAAACCUCUGUUUUUUUAAGUGAAUAUCUCCUUUUGAAGUAAAUCUCUUUAUUAGUACUAAGUGUGCAUAUGAGGAAGAUUUUGUGUUUAAUGGUCAUUUUGUGCAUUUAGUUUGAAAUGGCGCUUCAACUGAAUGAAUGUCAGUGGGCAUGAAAUGUGUUCAAUGAAAAAUAAAAACAAAAGAAAAU
Messenger RNA from Trematomus bernacchii (emerald rockcod), 7408 nucleotides. Its product is annotated as protein crumbs homolog 1-like. Bases 96 to 4487 code for a protein of 1463 amino acids. The record is from RefSeq and is a predicted model, not a curated record. The transcript is spliced from 13 exons. Gene Ontology annotation, cellular component: plasma membrane; protein-containing complex. Gene Ontology annotation, molecular function: calcium ion binding. NCBI's taxonomy places the organism in Eukaryota, Metazoa, Chordata, Actinopteri, Perciformes, Nototheniidae. Gene Ontology annotation, biological process: establishment or maintenance of epithelial cell apical/basal polarity; heterophilic cell-cell adhesion.